This is a messenger RNA of Castor canadensis (American beaver), 1113 nucleotides long. The record is from RefSeq and is a predicted model, not a curated record. Lineage: Eukaryota; Metazoa; Chordata; Mammalia; Rodentia; Castoridae.
AUAGAAGUGCGGAAGGUCCAGGCCAAUGUGGAGAAUCAGAUGCUGAUCAUUGCCUCAAAUAGCCAGAAGCACCGGGGGCGGGUAGCCUUUCUCUCGAAACUGAUCCAAACAGUGCGAGAUGAAGUGAACACCUGCUUCUCAGAGAUCAUCCAGGAGGUCAAACAGCUGCAGAUAAAGGUCUUGGAUUUUGUGGAGAAGGAGGAGGCUGCUGCCCUGGGGAAACUGGACAGCUCCAUCCAGCAGAGCCACAAUCGGCUCCUGAAGCUGGAGGGGGACAGUGUCUGGCUUCACACUCUACUCGCCAACCGGAGUGAUGAGCGAUUCCUGCAGGAUUUCCCCAGGCUGAAGCACUUCCCUGACUGUGUGGAGCCCCUGAUGGGCACCAACUGUGAGGAGACACAGAGCUUCCUCCAGCUGCCCGAGACCCUGGCCGAGCUCCGCACCCAGCUGGUGGAUAUAGGUCUCAGCUUCGUCAACCAGCUUCUCCUGAAGGGCAUUAGGAUGAACUCAUACGAGGUGCUACCCCCGACUGCGGACAGGAAAACACUUCUCCAGAGUUACUGCAACCUGAAUUUUGACCCUUCCACGGCCAGUGAGGAGCUGUUCUUGUUCCAGGAGACCCACUCGGUACUGAACUUGGGUAUCCUCCUGGAGCCCUCGGCUUCCAAUGGCCCCAUACAGGGCUUCAAGCAGUGGCCACAGGUGCUGUGUUCCCGAGGCUUGUCUGAGGGCCGCCAUUACUGGGAGGCCGAGGUGUCUAAUUCAUGGAUGUGCCUGGGUGUCACCUACCGCCGCAACCCCCCACUCAGCAGCCGUCAGUGUCGCAACAUUGUCUACCUGCUGGGCCGCAACCCCUACUCGUGGUGCCUGGAGUGGGACUCGCUCAAGUUCUCGGUGUGGCACAACAACACUCAGACUGUGCUGCAUGGCGCCUACCACCGCACACUGGGUGUGGCCCUCGACUGUGGUGCUGGCUGCCUGUCCUUCUAUGGCUUGGCUGGGGGUGUGAGCCUCCUCUACCAUUUUCUCGCCUCCUUCCUGGAGCCACUCUACCCCGCAGUCAUGGUCAGCAGCGGUGCCUCGGUCAUGCUCAAGCAGUGCCCCGAGGCCUAG